This is a messenger RNA of Perognathus longimembris pacificus (Pacific pocket mouse), 1253 nucleotides long. RefSeq names its product transmembrane protein 120A (gene Tmem120a). NCBI's taxonomy places the organism in Eukaryota, Metazoa, Chordata, Mammalia, Rodentia, Heteromyidae. Gene Ontology annotation, biological process: fat cell differentiation. The record is from RefSeq and is a predicted model, not a curated record. Gene Ontology annotation, cellular component: membrane. The transcript has 12 exons. The coding region runs from base 78 to 1109 and encodes 343 amino acids.
GCGGAGGCGCCUCAGGCGGGCCGGGGUUGAGGCGGCGUCCUGGACUCCGGAGCCCUGCGGCCGGUGGAGUGGCAGCCAUGCAGCCCCCACCCCCGGGCCCGCUGGGCAGCUGCCUGCAGGACUGGGUAGAUCUGCAGCGGGACUUCCAGAGCAUCCAGGAGGCCCACCGGCUGUACCGCCUGAAGCUGGAGGAGCUGACCAAGCUGCAGAACAACUGCACCAGCUCCAUCACACGCCAAAAGAAGCGGCUCCAAGAGCUGGCCCUGGUUCUGAAGAAAUGCAGAACGGCCCUCUCUUCAGAGGCCUCAAAGGCUGCGCAGGAGCUCGAGAACCAAAUAAAGGAGCGCCAAGGCCUCUUCUUUGACAUGGAAGCCUACCUGCCUAAGAAGAACGGGUUGUACCUGAACCUGGUUCUCGGCAACGUCAACGUGACACUCUUGAGCAAGCAGGCCAAGUUUGCCUACAAAGAUGAGUAUGAGAAGUUCAAGCUCUACCUCACCAUCAUCCUCAUCCUCUCCUCCUUCACCUGCCGCUUCCUGCUCAACUCCAGGGUGACGGAUGCAGCCUUCAACUUCCUGCUGGUGUGGUACUACUGCACACUCACCAUCCGCGAAAGUGUCCUCAUCACCAAUGGCUCCCGGAUCAAAGGCUGGUGGGUGUUUCAUCACUACGUGUCCACAUUCCUGUCGGGCGUCAUGCUCACAUGGCCCGAAGGGCUCAUGUACCAGAAGUUCCGGAACCAGUUCCUGUCCUUCUCCAUAUACCAGAAUUUUGUCCAGUUCCUGCAGUAUUACUACCAGAGCGGCUGCCUGUACCGCCUGCGCGCCCUGGGGGAACGCCACACCAUGGACCUCACUGUGGAGGGCUUCCAGUCCUGGAUGUGGCGGGGCCUCACCUUCCUGCUCCCCUUCCUUUUCUUUGGACAUUUCUGGCAGCUCUUCAACGCCCUGACGUUGUUCAGCCUGGCCCAGGACCCACAGUGCAAGGAGUGGCAGGUGCUCAUGUGUGGCCUCACCUUCCUCCUCCUCUUCCUGGGCAACUUCUUCACCACCCUGCGGGUCGUGCACCAGAAGUUCCACAGCCAGACGCACGGAAGCAAGAAGGAAUGAGCGGGCUGCACUCGCAGGCCCGGAGCGCCCUCUGCCGGGGGUGGGGGAUGGUCCUGCCCCCCAGGGCUCUGCAAAGGACCUGGGCCUGAUCUCCACUUGCAGAAGCGAGGCACUAGCCCCAAUAAAGAGGCACAGAGACACUUG